Molecule: messenger RNA, 1390 nt
Organism: Protopterus annectens (West African lungfish)
Lineage: Eukaryota; Metazoa; Chordata; Ceratodontiformes; Protopteridae
Gene: NSUN4
Product: NOP2/Sun RNA methyltransferase 4
Exons: 6
Coding region: 107-1369 (420 amino acids)
Biological process (GO): rRNA methylation
Cellular component (GO): mitochondrial large ribosomal subunit
Molecular function (GO): methyltransferase activity
Source: RefSeq, a predicted model, not a curated record
GCGGACUUUCUACCAGCUACGCCGAAAAAGUUGUGAGGAAUAUUUUUUCCUCGGAACUUUAGUCGUGUGUUCUUAAUUCUUCGGAUUGUUUAGAAGUCAGUACAAUAUGGCGGCCUUUGUGGAUAGUAAAUAUGUGAUUUUAAAAUUAAAAGACUUUCGAUUAACGUUUCGGAGGUUCCGCUAUAAAAAGAAAUGGGCAACCACUUCUCAAAAGGUUAAUGCCGUUCUUCUUGCCCUGCAGAAUUUUGAUAUGAAUUAUGGCAUGCAAUUUGGGCAACUGUGGCCUUCAGUUCGUGUGAGUUUGCUCUCUGAGCAAAAAUAUGGUGCUCUUGUCAACAAUUAUGCAGAUACUGAGAAUAUAAUUAAAAGCUUUGAAGCUUUAUCUGCCAAAGAUUUUGUCUAUGAAUCUCGGAGUGAAGUGCCCAGCAUCAGUUCUGACAUCCCCAGAGAUUUACAGGAAACGAGAGUGCACUCUGCAUUAGGAUCACAGCAGCAUGAAUAUUUAUGCCAAGACAUAUUACUGGACACAAGUGGCCCGACUGGGACUCUGGAAGCCUCUGUUAAAGAAAGAUUACCCCAUUUUUCCAUCAACACAAAUAUCAAAUGUUUUACAUUCCCUAGAGGAGAUAUUACACGAUUUCAUCCUGCCAGGCCAGAUAGUUCGGGACUUCUGAGAUACUACCUGAUGGAUGCAUCUUCAAUCCUGCCUGUCCUGGCCCUUAAUGUUCAGCCAGGUCAUGUGGUACUUGAUCUUUGUGCUGCACCUGGUGGAAAGACACUUGCUCUUCUUCAGACAGAGUGCUGCAGACAUCUUUCGAUCAAUGACAUUUCUGAAUCUCGACUCAGCAGGUUACGUGGAGUUCUACACAGCUACAUUCCCAGAGAACUUUUGAAAGAAGACCGUGUUUGCAUCACUAACAUUGAUGGGAGAAUGUGGGGGGAAGUUAACAGGGACAACUUUGACAGGGUUUUGGUUGAUGUCCCUUGCACUACCGAUCGCCAUUCUGUAACUGAAGAAGACAACAAUAUCUUUAAACGUACCAGAAUCAAAGAAAGGCAGAUGCUACCAUUGCUACAGACCCAACUCUUAGUUUCUGCUGUUCUUGCUGUCAGACCAGGUGGUGAAGUGGUUUAUUCUACAUGUUCCCUUUCCCAGCUGCAAAAUGAAUGUGUGGUAGAACAUGCAGCAGAGAUUCUGGCAACGGAUUAUGGAAUCGAGAUCCAAUUAGAAGAUUUGAGCUUCUUUAGGAGCCUCUUUCAGAAGAUAUUUCAAUUUUAUAAUGACUGUAGACUGGGUGAACUCAUCUUACCUCAUCUUACAGCUAACUUUGGGCCAACUUACUUUUGUAAAUUGAGCAGAAGAAAGUAAUAAAGAUUACCUAUGAUCAGU